Messenger RNA from Penaeus vannamei (Pacific white shrimp), 1076 nucleotides. RefSeq names its product cuticle protein-like. Gene Ontology annotation, cellular component: extracellular matrix. The record is from RefSeq and is a predicted model, not a curated record. NCBI's taxonomy places the organism in Eukaryota, Metazoa, Arthropoda, Malacostraca, Decapoda, Penaeidae.
UGUGAUUAGCAAAAGCAGUGUAAUUAUUCUAUAACACUAAUUACACUGCAAAAGUAGCAACCAUAGCAUGUGAAUUGCAAACUUUCUGUUAAAUAUUCACUUCCCUUCUCACUUACCAUUCAUUAUUUUUCUUAUAUACGAAGAUAUCAUUUAAUCCAACCAUUCAUUAUUUAUCUUGUAUACGAAGAUCUAUAUAUCCAAUUCAUCAAAAACUUCAAUUUCCAUUGGGAAAUAUAACGUAUCUGAUUGUCCUUACCCGCACAUUUACGUCUCCUUUCCCGAACUUUCUCUCCGCCUUCCCAAUUAACGGCGUAAUGACGUCACGCGCGAGAGGACACCUCGCUUGUCGGGUAUAUAAAGAUGAGGACGCACCCGGGCACCACAUCGCUCCGAUCCCGCCCAGCUCACAGUCGCAGGACAAUCAUGAACGCUAAGGUGCUGUUGUGCGCUUUCGUCUGCGUCGCCUUCGGGAACGCUGCGAAACUGCCCCUUCCAGACGCGAAAGUGCCCGAGGCCCCGAAGGUUUAUGCCUUCGCGUACGGCGUGCAGGACGACCUCAGCGGCACCAACUUCGGCCACCAGGAGUCCCACGACGGCCUGAGGACGACGGGGCAGUACCGCGUGGCCCUCCCCGACGGCCGCAUCCAGAGGGUCACCUACACGGCCGACGAAAAUGGCUACGUCGCCCAAGUCACUUACGAGGGCGAGGCCAGGUUCCCCGAGCCCCCCACGCCCACGAAUCGCGGCAACCCUACGCCCUACAACCUCUACGCCCCGCCACAGCCCUCUGCGCCCACCACCACCACCGCCGCCCCGCCCGCAAGCGACCCAGAACCGUCGCUGGGCUACCUGCCUCUGCCACUCUACCAGGCUCCCUCCGCCCCGAAGCAGGAGCCCGCUCGGCUGAGGCAGGACUUCGCGCCCCUUGAGAGCCCCGAGGAGGAGCUCGCCCUCUCGAGGACUCUUUCGCUGCCGGCUGCCUUGCCGAGUCCCUAGGACGCCUAGGAAACAUGGCUCUUGGGAUGGCACUGCGGAUCAUGGGAUAUGAUGUCACUACAAUCCUGUGGUUCUGUUCA